Molecule: messenger RNA, 234 nt
Organism: Protopolystoma xenopodis
Lineage: Eukaryota; Metazoa; Platyhelminthes; Monogenea; Polystomatidea; Polystomatidae
Source: the annotation of a GenBank genome assembly
AUGUACUAUGAGCUACAGGGGUUUGAUGGCGAUAUUUUUAAGCCAAACGCGCAAAAUGUUCUGGUAUUUGCUUUUCCUAAAACUGCAUCAAGACAUUGUUCAGGUUCCGGUGAAAAUGGACUGAGCCUUCGUUCGCCAUGCUACAGUACAGUCAACCAGGCUGACAACAAGUUUUUGGCCUUCGUUUUCUCGCGAGCUCGACGCAGAAAUCGCCCCACACUUGCUUCCCCAUGA